UAAGGCCCCACCUAACUCAUCUUUGAUUGGAUUUUCUCCCUAGACUUGAUUCUGCAGGAAAUGGGUACCGGUGGAGCAGAAGACUGUAGGGAAAAAGAGCUUAAGGCGUUCGAUGAGACAAAAGCUGGUGUUAAAGGUUUAGUAGAUGCUGGGAUGGUGAAUAUUCCCAAGAUCUUCGUUCGGCCACCGGAUGAGCUCACCGGGGACUCGGACCGUUGUCAAAUCCAUUGCCAAGUUCCGGUCAUCGACUUCGACGGCGUCGAUGGCGACCGGCAUAAAGAGAUCGUUAACCAACUGAAGUCUGCAUCGGAGUGUUGGGGUUUCUUUCAAGUUGUGAAUCAUGGGAUCCCCCUGCAAGUUCUGGAAGACAUGAUCAAAGGGACAACCAGAUUUCAUGAGGGAGAUGUUGAGAUGAAGAAAGUGUUGUACUCGCGUGAUCGAACAAGAAGAGUUAGAUUCAACAGCAACUAUGAUUUGUAUAAUUCAAAAGCAGCCAGUUGGAGAGAUACGUUGACUAUUACGUUGCCUUCCAAUGAGUUGGAUCCCCAAGAAUUACCACCAGAUUGCAGAGAAUGUAGCAUUCAGUAUGUAAAGCAUGUGAGUGAGUUGGGACAUAGUCUGCUCAAGUUAUUAUCAGAGGCGUUGGGGCUAAACUCUGAGCAUUUAGUAGAGUUAGGUUGCGGCAAACGACGUACAUUUGUGUGUCAUUAUUACCCACCAUGCCCGCAGCCAGAGCUUACCUUGGGAACUACGAAGCACUCUGAUCCUUCCUUCCUGACAAUUCUUCUGCAAGACCAAAUCGGUGGUCUUCAAGUCCUCCAUCAAAAUCAAUGGGUCGAUGUUCAACCCAUUCCUGGAGCCUUAAUAGUCAAUAUUGGGGACUUUCUCCAGAUUAUGUCAAACGGUAAGUUGAAGAGCGUUGAACAUAGAGUGCUUGCCAAAAGUGUUGGUCCUAGAAUUUCUGUGGCGUGCUUUUUAACUGGAGAAUUUCUGGAUUCAAAAGUUUAUGGCCCAGUCAAAGAGCUUCUAUCAGAAAACAAUCCUCCUCUUUAUAGAGAUUUCACAAUAAGUGAAUAUCUUGCCACCUUUUUCUCCAGCGCACUCGAUGUAAAUUCGAAAACUGAUUCGCUCAAGCUUUGACGUUUGUAAUUUGAAGAUCCAAGCAAUUUAAUAAUGGAAAACUUUUUCUGCUCA
This is a messenger RNA of Carica papaya (papaya), 1194 nucleotides long. RefSeq names its product 1-aminocyclopropane-1-carboxylate oxidase homolog 1-like. The record is from RefSeq and is a predicted model, not a curated record. Lineage: Eukaryota; Viridiplantae; Streptophyta; Magnoliopsida; Brassicales; Caricaceae.